AUGGGAACACCGUUGGACGUUGGCAAGGAGCUAAUGUUAGGAGCUACUUCGGGUAUUGGGCGCUCAACGGCAAUUCUGUUUAACAAACUUGGUGCUUCGUUGGUUAUUACUGGUCGUGUUAAGGAGAAACUGGAUAUGCUUGUGCAAGAAAGUCUUAAGAAUAAAGAUGCGGAAGCAUUCACAUUUCCUGCGGAUCUGAAUAAAGAAGAAGACAUUAAAUCAUUGGCUGAUGCAGCGAUUAAUAAGUUUGGCAGGAUAGAUAUUCUGGUGAAUAAUGCUGGAAUUCUUGAGAAAGGAACUAUUGAGAAUACGACCCUGGAACAGUUUGAUAGGGUUAUGAAUGUAAAUUUGAGGUCAAUUUUUUACUUGACUCAUCUGCUAACUCCUCAGCUAACCUCAUCAAAAGGAGUUAUUGUAAACGUAUCAAGCGUUAAUGGCAUACGAUCUUUUCCUGGUGUUCUUGCUUACAAUAUAUCAAAAGCUGGUGUUGAUCAGCUAACAAGAUGCAUUGCUCUAGAACUCGCUUCGAAAGGAGUCCGUGUCAAUUCAGUAAAUCCUGGCGUAACCAAAACGGAUCUUCAUAAACGUGGUGGCAUGAAUGAUGCAGAAUAUGCUGAUUUUCUGGAACAUUCAAAAGAAACGCACGCUUUGGGACGAGUUGGUGAUCCAGAUGAAGUGGCAAAUACAAUUGCAUUCUUGGCAUCUGAUGCAUCUUCAUUUAUUACUGGUGCUUCCAUUCCAGUAGAUGGUGGACGUCAUGCUAUGUGCCCACGCUUCUUUAAAGACAAAGAUGUGGCAGUGGGAGCAAUUGAUGCUGCCUUUCACGAUACUGGGGGAACUUUCACUGAUGGUACUUUAGCAAAUCGUCAUAAUUUCUACCACGAUCAGGUUGCUUCAACAUCGAGUGCUGAACAAAUUCGGAGCACCACAGUUAAUUUGGGGAGCCAUAUGGCUAGGCGACGUUUCUCACCUGGGACGUAUAAAGAGCGAGGUGAUGAAGGAUCGUAUUUAUCAUCAACAUGGGCACAUACACCUAUCCGUUAUUCACGCUAUGGCAACAGGAAAACUCCCAUUGUACUUGUUCCUCGGAAAACUUUUCAUUAUCAACAAGAAGACUCAACUUUUAGUGAUGAGGAAAGUAUCGUUAGCCGUAUGACUUCAUCUCCAGUUUACCAAUUAAAAUUUAUUAGCUCGGUUUCCGAAGUUCCUAUAGCUCUCUUGGUUCAGCCUGGAAGCUUGGAUAUUCCUGUUUGUGACACGGUUCCGCAAAUCCACAUUUUGGGCCACCCUGCUUCUUUUUCUUUUAUAAUUGAUACAACAAAAAUAGAAAUUGGAGAGAUUAAUGCUGAUGGUCUUGGACCGUGGAGUGCGCGUGGUGUUUCUCGAGUUGCUUUGACGAAGUUCUUUUUUAAUAAAGAUAAAGUUAAAUGUUCUCCCGAAAAUCAUGAAUUUUGUUUGCAAAGGAAGACUUAUUUACAUCCGUCUAGUAGCCCCCCUAAUUCUAUAAGGAAAAUCUUCUGGCUGGUAACGAAAGACGAUGCCAUGUACAGGUAUGGAUUGCUGACGUAUGACAUUGCUGGCGGUAUUGUUGCGAACGAUGACCAGACAUACAGUAAUUUUGUAGUGAAGAGAGAAUUGAAUGAUUCUUUUCCUUUAGAGCACUCGAGCGUCAGAUCUCUUCGGCUACAGCCCCUAAACCGCCAUCGGAAUUGUCGUUCAUUAGAUACUGAGGAAUCUAAGAACGUAGCUUAUGACCAGAUUAGAAGAGAUGGUGACUUUCCGGUUGUUGAGAAGGAAACAAACUUUACCCGAGUGCGUGGUUUCGAUCCCGUUAUUCCUCUUCUAAGCAGCGAAGAACUAACACACAUCACCAAUGCUCCUGUAUUCAAACAGGUUUUUCUCAAUUCCAUCAGUGAUGUUCCGCUCGAUAUUCUUUUAGAAGCUAGUUUGGAUACGUCUUAUCCAGUCUGCAACUUCGUGCCUAAACUCAUUUUAUAUGGUGCUGGUGCGUUACUGACAUUUAUAGUAGAUACGAAUGAAGUACCAGCUUCUGAUUUGAGCUCAGACAAUUUAGGUAUCAGCUAUGGACAGUGGAAUUCAAAAGAUGGACGAAGGAUGAAUGUACGUAAAUUUUAUUACAAACAGAAGUCGAAAUGUGCGGAAGGAGAGCACGAUUUUUGUGUGCUUCGUCGGAAGUAUGUUCAUCCCCAUUGCAAUCCUCCAGAUUCUGUUCGUAAGGUCAUAUGGCUUGCUCAGAAAGGCGAUAGAUUUUGUCGGUAUGCGCUGAUGUCAUAUUAUAUUGAGCCAGAAGCCUAUGUUCCACUUAUGCCGCACGGCAACUCCAAAUUCAAUCAAAAUGUGUACAUUAGAAAACGACCCAGUGAAGUCAAAAGGAGGACAAAAAAGGCUGUUCUAAAGGGCUCGAACAGUUCUGGAAUAAAACCCUCUGACCCAAUCUCUCUAGCGUUAUCGGAAGCAGAUGUGGAUGUUAUUGACGGUACAACAUCUGAUGCUUCCGAGAGUUCCGAGGUUAAUGUAGAUGAUUUAUCAGAAAGCAAAUAUGAAGCUGAUCUUUUUACAGAAGAAAUAACAGAUGAGCAAAUGGCCAAAAGAAUUGCACAGUCAACUUCCAGUGUUCCGUACACACGGACCUUUGUUGAUUCAUUGGCUGAUGUUCCGGUAAAUAUCCUGAGAAAUGUUGAUAGCAUUGAAGAAAGUUUUAUUAAUGAAAAGUUACCUUGUUUGGAACUAACGGGUUCCGCUCUUCGAGUGUCUUUCAUCGUUGAUACUAAUCGCGAUUGGCCGUUAAGCACAGAUAAUCUCGGUGAUUGGGAGUCGAAGGAAAGCCGUUUAAACAAAUUUUUUUUUGAUAAGGAAGGCAGGCAGUGCUUUGGAGAGCAACAUGACCAUUGUGUCAUACGAAGAAAAUAUGUACAUCCCUGUGCAGUCCCAAAAGGAUCACUUAAAAAAAUUAUUUGGCAGGUGAUGAGAGCAGACAAGUCUUACUACAGGUCUUACCGGGAGGAAAUUUCACGAAUAACUUCUAGCCCUGUUUAUCAGCGAAGAUACAUCAAUAAUAUCGGGGAUUUGCCUGUUGAUUUGUUACUCACCCCAUACGACAUGCAACUUACUUUUAUUGUGGAUACGAGCAAGGUUGCUCCAGAAGACUUAACUAUUGACAAUCUUGGCCAGUGGAACGCAUUGAAUGGUCGCCGAAUGACAGUUAGACGUUAUUUUUACGAUCAAAAUCGGCAACGUUGUCUUGAAGGCAACCAUGAAUUUGUUGUGAUUAAAAAGACUUUUGUUCAUCCAAACUCUAUUCCAGAUGGUGGGGUACGCAAGAUUAUAUGGCAAAUUAAAAGUGAAGAUGCUUACUCCAGAUAUGCUUUAAUCACUUUUGACAUCAGAGAAAAAGCUCUUGUGGAUGUCCCGCAACACGUGAACACAAAAGUAAAUUCUGAUGUUUAUGGGAGGAAGGAACACAAUAGCACCGAUUUCAAGAAUCAAAAAGGGAACGAAAAGGCAAAGAAAGUUGAGAAAAGAAAGCGAAACUCUGAUCUGCUAAUUGACCAUCCCGGCGUUAUGACAAAGCAGAGGCAGCGGCUAGAGGAAGAUUUAGAAACUACAGCGUCGUUACCUGUUUUUGCUGACGAUGAAGAAAUUGGAGGAGUGGAAGAAAUCUAUGCAGUUAACGGGGAAGAAAUGACUCUACGUAUGUCUCAGCCUAGCUCCAGACGCUAUACGCAACCGUAUCAUAACGAUGAGAAUUUUUAUGUCGUUUUUUUGAAUGAACAGGAAGCAGUUCCAACUCAGUGUAUAUGCUGUGGUGUCGAUUUUUCUCGCCACCCGCAUCCCCCAGAAGACAUUAUACUUGAACAUUUGGAACGUUUUUGGAAUCAUCGCACCAGCACUUACACGACUCAGCAGAUGCAAAAGAGGUAUCCUCUUCUUACUUUAAGCAGUAUUAUGCUUCCUGAAGCCAUAGGUCGCAUUUUUCUCAGAGUUCCAUAG
This is a messenger RNA of Enterobius vermicularis (human pinworm), 4011 nucleotides long. Lineage: Eukaryota; Metazoa; Nematoda; Chromadorea; Rhabditida; Oxyuridae. The record is from the annotation of a GenBank genome assembly.